Molecule: messenger RNA, 630 nt
Organism: Heterocephalus glaber (naked mole-rat)
Lineage: Eukaryota; Metazoa; Chordata; Mammalia; Rodentia; Bathyergidae
Source: RefSeq, a predicted model, not a curated record
AUGGCAGCCAAUGGCGCGCCGAGCACGGCCCGCCCUGCCACACCGCAGCCAGUGGGCCUGGCUAGGCCGGCGCGUUCCUUUCUGCACGUCGGCCUGGGGAGGGGCCGCCACCUGCCGGGCGGGGCCUGCUGGAUGCCUCUCCGGGCGGCGCCCCCCCCCGCGGCCGGGCAGUGGAGCCCCAGCACGUGCCUGCGGGUGUCCGUGUCUGAUGGUCCUCAGCAGAAGCACAUGCUCCUGCCAGGCUCCAAGCAGGAAAUGCUGGAACAAAGCUGUCCGCCGAGGGAAAACCCAACACUCUUCUUCCCUCGCUUUUUCUACCGAGGCCUGGUGGCGCAGAACUGGGAAACCUGGAGGUGGUGGUGGGGUUUAGGACUGCACCACCUUCUCGGGUGGGGGUGCAUCUUGGACCAGCGGAGUGCCGAGGAGUUAGACAGCCGGAAUUCUUCCAGAAUACUGGUCUUCCUGGGCAGAAGAUCUGCAUUACCCAGUGUUUUCGAGGUGGAAAAGUCGUUUCCCAGCCCCGGCCACAGGUUCCUCCUGGCCGUGGUUCCAGUGGUUUGUACCAACGGGAGGGGCGGAGGGCCCCGGAAGCGGGUCCGAGCACUUCCGGGUCGGAGAGCGUGAGGCGGA